CAAUAGACUAAAAAGCUUUGACUUUUCACGUUCCACACAAAUAUAUACGUACUUAAUUGUUGGUUUGGGGUUUAAGUCGAUUUAAUGGAGCCGUCGCCGGAAAUCAGUGAUCGUGUAGAAGACGCGGGAACAAUCAACAGCUCCGACUUAACCCAGAACGAGAAUGCUCGAACGACUUCUUCCAUCGAAACCAAUACUGGGAAUUCUUACACGGUGUUCUUGUUUUGGCAUUUAAUCAAGCUUAUCUACACCGUCGGCGAAAUCACGGCGGCGAUAGUCGUGCUGGUGGUGUCGAGACGAAGACACGAGAAGCCACCAGACGGACUCUUUAUUUGGGUUGUUGUCUACGCAGCUAUUUGUGCGGCGAGUCUUCCUAUACUCUUCAAUCGAUACUUCCUUGCAUACCCUAGGCUUUAUAACAUUGUGGACAACUUAAAGUUUGGAUAUGAAAUAAGCUUUGCCAUUUGGUUCGGAGUUGGCAAUUAUUGGAUAUUAGGAGAUCAUUCUUCUUCUUCUUCCAAGGCUCCUAGUUUGUACAGACUCAGCGUUGUAUUUCUUACAUUUGGAUACAUCAAGUACGCAACGCCUUUUUUUCUAUGUUCAAUUGUAUUGUGCCUCCGCGGUCGCCUGAGUGCAAGAAGAGCAGCCCCUACCCAAUGCAUCAACGCUUUGCCUACUUACAAAUUUAAGUUACUGAAAAAUGGUAGUAGCAAUGCAAGGGAUGGUGAGACAAAAAUUGGUGAAGAUGGGGUUGUGGCUGCAGGAACAGAGAGGGAGCGUGUCAUCUGUAGUGACGACGCUGUCUGCUGCAUUUGCUUGGCAAGAUACGAGGAUAGUGAAGAUUUAAAGGAGCUGCCCUGUUCUCAUCUAUUCCAUGGUGUAUGUGUGGAUAAAUGGCUCAUGGUCAGGGCACUUUGUCCAAUCUGUAAACAAAUGGUUCGUGUAAACAAUAGGCAAUCAUCUUCUUCUGGUAACUCUAGUCAAGUAUGAAGCACGGAUAACAAGUUAACAACAAAGAAUGGAGGGAUCUUUUUUCUUUCAUAGAACGGGGAUAACUUUCAGGUAGGGGGUCAUGUACUUCCUCCACCUGUUUCAUCUUUGUGAAUCAAAUUACCUUUGUAUAUAUUUACGUCGCUUACAAAUUAGUGAAUGGUUUGAUUCGAAUUAAAAACUGCUGGCAUGAUUUCGUUAA
Molecule: messenger RNA, 1192 nt
Organism: Tripterygium wilfordii
Lineage: Eukaryota; Viridiplantae; Streptophyta; Magnoliopsida; Celastrales; Celastraceae
Product: E3 ubiquitin protein ligase RIE1-like
Exons: 4
Coding region: 85-990 (301 amino acids)
Source: RefSeq, a predicted model, not a curated record